Messenger RNA from Magnusiomyces paraingens, 1896 nucleotides. RefSeq lists its product as uncharacterized. Gene Ontology annotation, molecular function: transmembrane transporter activity. NCBI's taxonomy places the organism in Eukaryota, Fungi, Ascomycota, Dipodascomycetes, Dipodascales, Dipodascaceae. Gene Ontology annotation, biological process: transmembrane transport. Bases 1 to 1896 code for a protein of 631 amino acids. The transcript has a single exon. Gene Ontology annotation, cellular component: membrane. The record is from RefSeq and is a predicted model, not a curated record.
AUGACAUCUAUAUUAUUCGAACCUGCAGAAUCCCUGGCUGACGACUUUGCCCAGCAAACUGUUUUCCAUAAUGAAACACAGGCACUCAAUCCUACCCAUCAUCAUCACCAUCACCACAAUCAUGGAUCAACACAAUUGCUACUAAAUUCUACUCCGACAACCACUACUACUAAUAACACCGCCCAAUCAAACUACAACUCUGAAUCCGACUCAGACAACUCGGACGACGACGAUGAUGAUGAUGAUGAUAACACCAAUCCAAUUUCUUCUUCUAAACUUAAAACUGAGUUUCUAGCUCUUCCACCUAGCCAUAGACCAAGCUAUAAUAUCCUGUUUCUGGGAUUCACUAUCUACGUCACGAGCUUUUUCGCAAUCGUACCUUCAAUAAUGGACGCCAUGGUCUACAUGAUCUGCCGCCACGAUUUCUCCUCCAACCAAGGCUCACCAUUAUCUCCAGAUACGUUGUCUUCAUCAUUGUCAUCAUUGCCAUCAUUGUCGUCAUUAUCUUCUUCCUCCCCCUCCUCCUCCUCUUCCCAUUUUAACGACCCACGCUGCUUUGCACCGGAAAUCAGCGCUGCUGUUGGUCUUUUCCAAUCCUAUCAGACCAUGAUCAGUGCUAUUUUCGGUACAAUCACAAUCCCCAUGCUCUCCUCACUCUCAGACCGUGUAGGCCGUAAACCUCUCAUCCUUUGGACAGUCUCUUGCUCCCUUAUCAGCCUUGUCAUCACUAUUGCUUGCUCUUCUCUUCAAAUAUCUUACAAGUAUAUUUUGCUUGGUGCAGCCAUUGAAGGACUUGGAGGAAGUACUACCAUGAUUUCUAUUCUUGCUUCGUCUUACAUCUCCGAUUGUGUCAAGGAAAAACAUCGAGCACCAAUUUUGUCAAUCAGUGAAGCCAUGUUCUACGGAUCAAUGGCUCUGGGCCCAUUUCUCGGAAGUUUGUUUCUAUCGUUUUUUAACCACAAAAUCCCCCUGUUGUUUGGGGUAUCUGUUUUAGCACAAUUUUUUUUCCUGGUUCUUGUUUAUUUUGCACUUCCAGAGUCUCGCAGUGCUCGUGCACGCCGCAAUUCAGUCACUCAUUUUAAUAAUGCACGUCGCCGUAAAAGCAUGGCCUCAGUUGGAUCCACUAAUAACUUGAUUCCUUCUUCUACUUCUUCUUUUUUUUCUUCUUCUUCUUCUUAUUCUUCACCCCUGUGGGAUGCCGUGCUGGCUCUUAGAGACUCACUUGUUCUACCACUUAAAGCAUUUGGGCUUCCUCAUAUUCCGCGCUCGCAGCCGCGCACACGGCUGAACGUUUACAUAUUGCUGGCCACCUCUUCCAUGUUACUUGAAGUUAUAAUGUGCAUUAUGCCCAUUCUCUUUCUUUAUGUCAAAACAGUCUUUUCAUGGACUUCUGUAGAAACAGGUUACUUUGUAUCCAUCAUUGGCAUUUCGAAAUUCUUUGGUCUAGCUGUUUUGUUUCCUCCUUUAUUACGAUACCUCCGCAAACAUUAUGAUCACUCAGCAACCCGUGUCGACCGUGCAGAUAAGUUGCUUCUACGCUGUGGUAUUUUCAUUCUUGCUACGUUAUACUUAUUGCUUGCCGAAGCACCUUCUGGUCAUAUAUUUCUUGCGCUAAGUUUUGGGUUUGUAUUUGCCGGUAUUAAUUCACCAGUAUUGAGGAAUGCUUUAAUCAAACAUGCGGAGCGUGGACGUGUUGGUGAACUUUUGGGACUUUCACAAUUUAUUUCGCGUGCCGUAUCGGUAGUUUUACCACUUGCUCUUGCUGGUGUUUAUAAUGCUAGUGUAGGAGUAAGACCUCAGUUGGCACUGGAAGUAUCAGCUGCAGUUGUUCUUAUUAUUUUUGUUGUUAUUAAUUUUAUGAGUGUUGAUAAGGAAGGGGAUGAAGAUGGAGUAUAA